Messenger RNA from Rhipicephalus microplus (southern cattle tick), 648 nucleotides. Its product is annotated as ubiquitin-conjugating enzyme E2 Z. Gene Ontology annotation, cellular component: nucleus. Gene Ontology annotation, biological process: negative regulation of apoptotic process. Gene Ontology annotation, molecular function: cysteine-type endopeptidase inhibitor activity. Lineage: Eukaryota; Metazoa; Arthropoda; Arachnida; Ixodida; Ixodidae. The record is from RefSeq and is a predicted model, not a curated record.
AUGGACAUCUACGCUCUGCUCAUUGCCGGAGUCAUCAUCGUACCGGAUGAGAGGGACGUGACCAGAAUCCACGGCCUCUUACUGGGGCCUGCGGCUAAGCCACCUCUCGUCAAGUUUCUGACUAUCAACGAAGGACAAGAACGGUUCGCGCCGAACCCGAAUGAAGACGGCAUGAUAUCCCUCUCUCUCCUGGGGACAUGGUCGGGACCCAUGUGGAACUUUUCUGAGCACAGCCUGAGGACGGUGCUCAUCGCCCUCCAAUCGAUCGUGACGGACGACCCUUACCACAACGUCCCGGCUCUGGUCAGGGGCCGACCGGACGAGGGUGGAGCCUACAACGACUACCUGCUCCACGAGACCCUCAGGGUGACCGUGUGCGAUGAGGUCGAGGACGCCCUGGAUCCAGGCUCGUCGUACUCGCCCGAGCUCAGAAAAUUCGUCCUUAUGACGUUCCUGAAGUUCUACAAGGCGCAUAUGCGCACUGUACGGCUCCAGAUGCGACGCAUAGUUCGGGAAGUGAGCGACCCGAUCGGAAGAGUCCGCACGACCAGGUGCGAUUAUGACUUCAUCUUGAUCCGACUGGAGUUGUUGAAUGAAAAUGUGUUGGAGCUCAGCGAGAGUACAUCCUCCGACCGCGCAGUCGAUUGA